Molecule: messenger RNA, 642 nt
Organism: Melampsora larici-populina 98AG31
Lineage: Eukaryota; Fungi; Basidiomycota; Pucciniomycetes; Pucciniales; Melampsoraceae
Exons: 8
Coding region: 1-642 (213 amino acids)
Source: RefSeq, a predicted model, not a curated record
AUGUCUUUCAAGCUCACAAUCCUUUCAGUUUUGGUCGUCCUUUCCACCACUUGGGUAUCCAAUGCCAAAACUCCCUUCCCUGCGCCUGCACCACCAUCAGGACCACAUAGUCAAUGUGGUAUUUGGAGAUCUACCUUUGCACCGGAUCAAGGCAUCCAAUCUUCAAGUGCUAAUCUACUUACGUCGAAACAGACUCAGGCUCUUAAAUCUCUCACCAAAAGGUCUUCUCUCAGACGACGAAUUGAUCCCUCAGAACCUACUCAAAUGAUCGCAGACGCUACUGGAGCUCCUGGUGCUUGUGGAUCGCCAUAUGCCAGUGAUGAUAACGUGGUUUGCCUUUGGAAUGGUGCAGGAUUUGCGCAACCUGCUUCAGGAAAUCCUACCCCUGGUUGGGUUACUGGUUCAUCGCCUAACAACUGCUACAGAUCAAUUUGGGUACAAGCCAACGGUAAAAUGAGCCGUGGUGUACUUGCAGAAUCUUGCGCCAUCUUCGGUUCAGAUGAAACUGUUGACCUUCCAACGGGUUGUUCAGCUAUCUUCAUCAGUGGCAAUAUGUUUGCUGAGCUCGGAUACACUAGCGAUGUUGGUUCUAUUACCAUUGAUUCUUGGGAUUUCGACUCCCCACACCAAAACGCUUGGUGA